Gamsiella multidivaricata is the source of this 2057-nucleotide messenger RNA. RefSeq lists its product as uncharacterized. Gene Ontology annotation, cellular component: cytoplasm. The transcript has 5 exons. NCBI's taxonomy places the organism in Eukaryota, Fungi, Mortierellomycota, Mortierellomycetes, Mortierellales, Mortierellaceae. Bases 312 to 1994 code for a protein of 560 amino acids. Gene Ontology annotation, biological process: asparaginyl-tRNA aminoacylation. Gene Ontology annotation, molecular function: ATP binding; asparagine-tRNA ligase activity; nucleic acid binding. The record is from RefSeq and is a predicted model, not a curated record.
CUGUCGAUUCACUUUCCAUCGCUGCCGGUAAUUCUCCUUCCUUUUUUUUCGAUUGGGACAUAGAAAAUGCAUUUGAAAGCCAUUGCGGCACGGCAAGAGCAGUGCUCGACAGAACCGACCUAAACCAAAACGAGCUCAGGAACAGAAUGCUUGCUGCUCACGGGGGCAAUACCAAGAACACACCGUCGGAAGAGCCAUCGGUGCCAUUGAGAGCCAGCAUCGGACGCCUGCAGCAGGAAUGACGCCAUCUUACGCCACUUGCACCGCAUGCGAUACAGAAAUCUAACCGUACAUGGUAUACCUUUCCCGAUAUGAUAGUCGUGGCUCAUGUUGACGAGACCAAGGGUUCGGACGAGACUGGAAACGGCUCUGUUGAAGCCCCUUAUCAGUCCGCUGUUAAGGCCAUUCAGGCCCAUGGCGAGUCUGUCAAGGUUCAGGUCUGGAAGGCUGCUGCUGCCGACUCGGAGGAGACCUCUGGAUACGUGCCCAUCUCCGGAGCUGCCUUGAAGAAAGCUGUUAAGAAGGUUGCUGAGUUGGAGAAGAAGGCCAAGAAGCUCGCCGAACAGGCUGCUGAACAGGCUGCUAAGGACCAAGCUGCUGCCGAAGAGCGCGAGCGCGUCUUGGAGGCUGCCAGGAAGGUCGUCUUGAAGGAGGAUCCCUCGUUGCCCGCCGCCACCAAGAUCAAGAUCAGAAACGGUAUUGAGAACAGAGGCAAGCGCAUCAAAGUGUCGGGAUGGGUCCAUCGUCUCCGCGUACAGGGAAAGAACAUGAUCUUUGUCAUCCUGAGAGAUGGAACUGGCUAUCUUCAAUGUGUUCUCACUGACAACCUCUGCCAAACAUAUGAUGCGCUGACCCUUACCAACGAGUCCACCGUCACCGUGUACGGUGUUAUCAACGAGCUUCCUGCUGGCAAGACUGCCCCUGAUAACCACGAAUUGACUGUUGACUACUGGGAAUGCGUCGGAAAGGCCCCAAGCGGUGAUGAUGCCAUCUCCAACAAGGUCAAUGAGAACUCUGACCCAUCCGUCAAGUAUGACCUCCGUCACUUGGUUUUACGUGAGGAGAAGGCUUCCGGCAUCUUGAAGGUCCGCUCCCAGGUCAUGAAGGCGUUCCGCGACCACUUCGAUACCCGUGGAUUCACUGAGGUCACCCCUCCUGCCAUGGUCCAGACUUCAGUCGAGGGUGGCUCGACCUUGUUUGAGUUGAACUAUUACAGCGAGAAGGCCUACUUGACCCAGUCCUCUCAGCUGUAUUUGGAGACAUGUUUGCCUUCCUUGGGAGAUGUGUACUGCUUAGCCGAGUCAUUCCGUGCCGAAAAGUCACAUACUCGUCGCCACUUGUCGGAGUACACCCACUGUGAAGCCGAGAUGGCUUUUAUUUCCUUUGAUGAUCUGUUGAACCAGUUGGAGGACAUGAUCUGUGAUGUCAUUGACCGCACUUUGGCCCACAAGCCCUCAGCCGACAUCGUCUACAAGUUAAACCCCACCUUUAAGAAACCCGAGCGUCCCUUCUUGCGCAUGGACUACACCGACGCUAUCAAGUACUUGAAGGAUAACGACAUUAAGAAGGAGGACGGCACUUUCUAUGAGUUUGGUGAGGAUAUUCCUGAGGCCCCUGAACGUGCCAUGACUGACAAGAUCAACCGCCCCAUUUUCUUGUGCCGCUUCCCUGCGGAGAUCAAGUCCUUCUACAUGAAGCGCUGCCCCGAAAACCCAGCCUUGACAGAGAGUGUCGAUGUGUUGAUGCCUGGUGUCGGUGAGAUUGUCGGAGGAUCGAUGCGUAUCUCUGAUUUGGACGAACUGAUGGCUGCCUACAAGCGUGAAGAUCUCGAUCCCUCUCCUUACUACUGGUUCACUGAUCAGCGCAAGUAUGGAACUUCGGAGCAUGGUGGAUUCGGUCUAGGUGUCGAGCGCUACAUUGCCUGGUUGUUGAACCUUCACACUGUCCGUGAGGCCUGUCUUUACCCAAGAUUCACUGGUCGUGCCUUCCCUUAAACCAGCUAGGAUGCCACCUCCUCUCUCUCUUUUUUUUUUUCUUUUUUUUUUUUACCAGGGCGU